AUGACGGCCUCCAUGUCUAGGCCACACUGGCUGGUGCCAAGCCUGAUGAUCGGGAGUCUCAUAUGUGGCAUAGCCUUUGCCCUCGGCCAUCACUUUUUCUACGCCUCCUUGGAUUCCCGGAUUGUUCAAAGCAGCACCCAACAGGAAUGGAACAUUCGCAUUGGAACUGGCAUGGCAUUUCUAGUGAAAGCGUUCCUGACGGCAGCUGUGGGAUUUGCGUACACGCAAUUUCUUUGGACAACGUUGGCAUCACGCAAUUCCACGUUAGAAGGGAUAGAUGCCAUGUUUGGCGUUGCCACCAAUGCUUGGGACUUUCUCAGUUUGGAGCUGUGGCGAAAGGGACUUGGAUUGGUUGCGGUUGCUAGUGUCUUAUGGGCUUUACCCAUUGUUGCCGUAUUCACCCCAGCAGCACUUACGGUUCAACCGUCCUCAGAGUCCAACAAAACAAUACAUCGCCUUCAUCUACCCACCUUGAACUUUAGCGACCCGCAGACCUUUUCUAUAUGGGGAGGGGACGGCAUGGCUGGAUACGAAGCCCCUUCGAUCGCUGUCUCCCGAUUGGUGUCAUCAGUCGCUUCCCAGGGCUCAAUUAUUCCCAUGAAAGCACCCUAUCCAAAUAGCUCAUUUUCUACCAGUUUUCACGCUCCUUCGUUAUCUUGCCGGCCAAUGGGGGGAGGCCCCGAGUUUCACGCUGCAUUUGACAAACUCUUCCUGAAUCUUACCGAGCCAAAUUUUGGAGCGGGUAGCACGGAGAAAUCUUUCUUUAGCUUCGUCCCUCAGCAUCCGCUGGUUUUAAGAAAAAACGAAACAGACGACUGGAAACUCAGAACUCUUCUCGGUUUGCAAGCAAUCCUCGAUAAGGCUGGGUCUGCCAUGUUGGCCACUGUUGACAGUCUUGAAGACCCUAGAUCUCCUUGCUGGUUUUAUGUCGGGUUUCCGAUAAUCCAGGGAUACGCGAAUCGGACGAUUCAAUGUGGACUAUAUAACUCAUCCUACGAUGUGGAGUGGAAAUUCAGUAACGGUCAACAAACCGCCACAGUUCGCAACAUGACGAGACUUAAUCCUGUCAGCACAGCCAAUGCAGACAACAAGCUAAUGUAUUACGCCAACGGAACGCCUGAUGUUCCCUACGUAGCUGUUAUGGAUGCGUUGGAUGCCUUACUGAUGGGAUGGAUACAAUCAUCACGUUUCGGCGUUAUGUGGCCGUCACGAACGCAAAUUCUGUCCACCGUCCUUACCCAGACUUACGAAAUGCAACACUUGCGACACUCGGCUCUGAAACUUGUCCCAAUAGAACCACAAUCGCCACACAAGACAAAUCUUACUAUGGUGGAGGCCAUGGAACAACUUGUAACCAACAUCAGCUUGAGCCUUUUCAGUGUUGGAGACUUCCUGUAA
Molecule: messenger RNA, 1398 nt
Organism: Metarhizium brunneum ARSEF 3297
Lineage: Eukaryota; Fungi; Ascomycota; Sordariomycetes; Hypocreales; Clavicipitaceae
Source: RefSeq, a predicted model, not a curated record